CAAAGCAUUUCAAAAUCAUUAGCAUAGCAAAGAGCACCAACUACUCUAAUUUAUUUUCAUCAAGUUUUUCUCAUCAGCUUUGGUUAAAACCAUGGCUUAUAUUGGUUUGUCGAACACCAUUUUUCCAUUUGUGAUACUAGCUAUCUUAUUAUCAAGAAGUAACACAAUGGUUGCCGGGGCACGCAAUCUUCUAGAUUCAAACAUACCUCAGCUUCCAAAAUUUGAUUUGCCAUCUCUACCAAAGCUCGAGGUUCCUACGAUUCCUGAAUUACCUAAGCCAGAAAUUCCUAAGGUACCUGAAUUACCAAAACCAGAGUUGCCUAAAGUGCCUGAAUUUCCAAAGCCCGAGCUACCUAAGUUUAAUGUUCCAGAAUUUCCAAAACUUGAGCUUCCUAAAGUCCCUGAAUUGCCUAAGUUCCGUGAAUUGUCCAAACCUGAUCUACCUAAAGUCUCUGAGUUGUUUAAGGAAGAAAUUCCGAAAGUACCCGAAUUGCCAAAGCCUGAAUUACGAAAGUUUAAUGUCCCUGAAUUGCCAAAACCAGAGGCUCCUAAAAUCCCUGAAUUGCCAAAACCCGAUUCACCUAAAGUCCCUGAGUUGCCUAAGCCAGAAAUACUCAAGGUACCUGAAUUGCCAAAACCUGAGCUACCUAAAUUUAAUGUCCCUGAAUUACCAAAACCUGAUAUACCUAAAGUCCCUGAAUUACCAAAACCUGAGCCACCUAAAAUCCCUGAGUUACCUAAGCUAGAAAUACCUAAGGUACCUGAAUUGCCAAAGCCAGAACUGCCUAAGGUGCCUGAAUUGCCAAAACCUGAAUUACCUAAAUUUAAUGUCCCCAAAUUACCAAAACCUGAGUUACCUAAAUUUCCUGCAUUUCCUAAAGUUGCUCCAACCACCACUCCAUAAGUUGGAACUAAUCCUUUCAUUGCAUUGUCUCAAGUAAUUUAUAAUUUUCUCCUAUAUACGGUAGUUCCUAGUUCAUGUUGUAUGAUGUGUUUGAUAUGAUUUAUACAACUUUUCAAUUCAGUAUUUUAUGUUGUAGACUACAACCAUAUAUAGGGGAGAGACUGUUAUGGUUUAGUUUGAACCGUAUACAGAUUACUUUUAGUUUUAGCCACUUUAAAUUGAUUGUACUACUAUUUACUUAUAAUGUGUGUGUUGUUGCAUUUAA
Messenger RNA from Trifolium pratense (red clover), 1169 nucleotides. Its product is annotated as protein PELPK1-like. NCBI's taxonomy places the organism in Eukaryota, Viridiplantae, Streptophyta, Magnoliopsida, Fabales, Fabaceae. The record is from RefSeq and is a predicted model, not a curated record. Bases 92 to 904 code for a protein of 270 amino acids. The transcript has a single exon.